Molecule: messenger RNA, 938 nt
Organism: Harmonia axyridis
Lineage: Eukaryota; Metazoa; Arthropoda; Insecta; Coleoptera; Coccinellidae
Exons: 5
Coding region: 323-757 (144 amino acids)
Source: RefSeq, a predicted model, not a curated record
UAUGCUAAAGGCUCGACUGUCGGGUGCAUUACAUGACUCUUUCAGUACUCUGGUACUUUGCCGUCAAGAAUUUCAUUUUGAGUGCGUUUGUGAGCGAGAACUAGCGCGCAUGGUGUUGAAUCAAAUGAACGUAGCCGGCGACUUCAUCCACAGUUAACUGCGUUUGUUAUUGGUGUUGAAUCGUUGGAUUAUCUCGGGUUGGUUUUUCACGUCGGAUUUUUCCCGCCUGUCGGAAGCCUUCUUCGAUCUGGGAUUUUUCGAAACCACGAAGAGAAUGAAAUGUUCUUGAAGACUGAUAGCAGUCAUUUCAUGAAAAUGAACCAUGCUGAAAAUGUUAACUUGCCUUAUCAUCGCCAUAGUAUGGCAUUUGGGAGAUUCAUCACCGAUGAUAGAGAACGAUAGGAAAGUGCGUUAUGAAGAAUACAUCAUAGAGCACGAAAUCUCGGCAACGCAAGCGAAGAAUUCAGCUUUAACGAUCGCAGUUUCUUCAUUUCGUAUUCCUCCAGGCUGCCAGAACUGUACUGAUCAAGAACUUCGUUAUUGUACAGGGUCUGACUUGAUCAAUGACCACUGUUGCUGUGAUAAACGUUUUUCUGAAUCAUUACCCUUCAUUCCACAUACUUGUUACUCCGGCACAACACUUUGCAGAACAAUUGCAGCAGAUUGUGAGGAAUACUAUAGAAUAAAAUCUUGCUGCUGUGACAGAUAUGUUUUGAAAUUGGAAGCAGAAAUUGAUGAAAGGCAACAAUUCCUGUAGAAGGGAAGCCAGCCCAUUUUACUUAGUAUUAUUUUUGAGUAUAUUUCUUUCAAUGCUUCAUCCAAAGAUUCUUAUUUAAUGUAUUUUGUUGUUUUGUAUUCACAGUAUUAUUUCUUCGCGACAUGUUUAACAUUAUUUGUUAAUUUUUACUUGUUAUAUAUUGAAUAAAUGUUUAAUAUUC